GUGAUAGAAUAUAUAACAAAAUUUGGAUGUAGAUGAUUAAGAAAAUGUUACCAUUUCAAUUAGGAAAUUGAUCCUGCAUAUCUCUAGUGAAUAAAGGGGAAUAAAGAAUUAUCCUUGUCCAUCUUUCUCAUUUUCCUUCCUACUGCAGCAAAGAAGAAAUAUGAACAGAGAAAAAAAGCACGAAAGAAAAUUAAUAAAUAUAUUUAUGGAAUUUGAUUGAAUUCAAUUAAGAACAUAUCUAAGGUAAAUAUGUCAUCUUUUCUUAAUUUUUAAUUUGAGUCAAAAUCCACUGUUAAAGUAUGUGUAUAGAGUGCAAUGUGUGAAAGAAAAUAUUAAAAAAUCCUUCAAAAUGAAAUUAACUUAUCUACUUAUAAAAAUAAUCUGGAGAAUGGAAAAUCUUUGGUGUAUCUUUGGUAUUCCUUUUGAAAGUAAGCCUCUACUAUUAGUAUAAAUUUGAAUUUGGACCUGAAAUUACCUAAUUAAAAUCGUGCAACAAAAAGUGAGGAACGAAAAGCCCACCAAAGGCAAAUAAUCCAUUGCGCCAUCUCUAAUGGCAACCUCUUCUCUGCUUCCUUUCCCUUCUCUUCAAACACAGCUUUCAUCAUCCAAAAACCCUGUGUUGCUGUCUUCCACGUCCAAGACGACAUACAGACCUCCGGUUAGAUUUCGUCCGAUCAUCGCCUCCGUGUCUGAGAGGCCGCAGCCGAUCACGGUUCCUGAACCUGACGCCAAGAAGAAGCUUCCGCUACGGGAAAUUCCUGGUGAUUAUGGAGUCCCCUUUUUCGGCCCAAUCAAGGAUCGACUUGAUUACUUCUACAACCAAGGCCGAAACGAGUAUUUCAAGUCAAGAAUGCAAAAGCACCAGUCAACGGUGUUCCGAACCAACAUGCCGCCUGGCCCUUUCAUUGCACCUAAUCCAAAGGUCAUCGCUUUGCUCGACGGUAAGAGUUUCCCUGUCCUCUUUGAUUUAACAAAAGUGGAAAAGAAAGAUCUCUUCACCGGAACCUUCAUGCCGUCCGUCGAACUCACUGGCGGCUACCGAGUCCUCUCGUAUCUUGAUCCCUCCGAACCGGGCCAUGCCAAGCUGAAAGAACUCAUGUUCUUCCUCCUCAAGUCACGUCGCGAUCACGUGAUCCCGGCGUUCGAGACCAGCUAUGGCGAGUUAUUUGACACGCUCGAGAAAGAACUCGCCGGGAGAGGCAAGGCAAGUUUUCAGCAAGUCAAUGAUCAAGCCGCCUUCAACUUUUUGGCUCGGGCCCUAUACGGUUCUAACCCGGCCGAUACAAAACUCGGGCUUGACGGGCCGAAGUUGUUUGGCAAGUGGGUAGUGUUUCAACUCGGUCCUCUACUCACCCUCGGCCUCCCGAAAGUUCUCGAAGAACUCCUCAUCCAUACUUUUCGUCUUCCUGCUUUACUCGUGCAAUCCGAUUACCAGCGGCUCUACGAUUUCUUCUACGAGUCGUCCGGAUUCGUUCUAGAUGAAGCCGAGAAAUUGGGCAUCUCGCGAGAAGAAGGGUGCCACAAUCUCUUAUUCGCCACGUGCUUUAAUUUUUUCGGCGGGAUGAGGAUCCUCUUCUCCAAUAUGAUGAAGUUGAUCGGCAAAGCAGGGGUGAAGCUCCAGGUGGAGCUGGCGCAGGAGAUCAGAUCGGCGAUCAAAUCAAACGGCGGGAAAGUAACGAUGGCGGGCAUGGAACAGAUGCCGUUGAUGAAAUCAGUCGUGUACGAAGCGCUCCGCAUUGAACCGGCGGUGCCGCUGCAGUACGGGAGGGCGAAGCGGGACUUGUUGAUCGAGAGUCACGACGCCUUGUUUGAAGUGAAGGAAGGGGAGCUUCUAUUCGGCUACCAACCCUUUGCGACAAAGGACCCGAAAAUAUUCGACAGACCAGAAGAGUUUGUCGGAGAUCGUUUCGUCGGAGAUGAUGGAGAGAGAUUGUUAAAGCAUGUCCUAUGGUCGAAUGGGCCAGAAACCGAGAAUCCCACGUUGGGAAAUAAACAGUGUGCGGGGAAGGAUUUCGUGGUACUCGUGUCAAGACUUUUCUUGGUGGAACUUUUCCGGCGGUUCGAUUCAUUCGACGUUGAGGUGGGUGCGGCGCCGUUGGGUGUGGCGAUCACGGUAACGUCGUUGAAGGGGGCAAGCAAAGGAAAGGGUAAAAUCGGAAUGUAAUUUGACUUCCACCGUUGAAAGUGGCUUUUUAGGUCUGGUUGUACCAUUUCUAUAUUUAUCAUCGCACUGUGUGGACUGUAGAGUAGUAGACGACAACAUUUUUUCUUUUUUUAAGAUAAGACUGGUGUUGAUGA
Molecule: messenger RNA, 2298 nt
Organism: Rubroshorea leprosula
Lineage: Eukaryota; Viridiplantae; Streptophyta; Magnoliopsida; Malvales; Dipterocarpaceae
Source: the annotation of a GenBank genome assembly